Messenger RNA from Mesocestoides corti, 318 nucleotides. The record is from the annotation of a GenBank genome assembly. NCBI's taxonomy places the organism in Eukaryota, Metazoa, Platyhelminthes, Cestoda, Cyclophyllidea, Mesocestoididae.
AUGCAGGCUUUCUUCGGUGACAGGCUGCUCUCGGCAGCAGUUAGCGAUGCCAGUUCUGCCGACGGGAUGGGAGGCAUGAGCGGCAAGCGAAAACGUCGAAGGCUCUCUUCGACCACUCAAGUGAUUACAAGCAACCGCAUGAUAUCGGCUGCCUCUACCGAUCAACAUCAGGCUGGGGAGGCACCCGAUCUCAAAAAACCGGUUCGUCAGCAUUUAUUUACCAUAUAUUGCAUGCUCUCUGGUUCCACCACAGUUUAUCCUUCCCUCUCUUUCUGUACACCGCUAAGUUGCAUUGGUGUUUAUGAAAUCAGAACUUGA